AUGUCGCGCAUACUCCGAGAAACCCUUCGAAGGGCCACACCCGGCGGGGUCUUCCGUCUUACGCUCGAUGGCGUGGGACUCUUCUGCGCCUGUACGCUUAUCUGGGAGCAUCUCAUCACGGUGCAGCUCAGUGAAGGGCCGUCAAUGUACCCGACGUUCAAUCCGCGAGGCGACUACCUGUUGAUAUCGAGGGUGCAUAAACAUGGCCGGGGGAUUGAGGUGGGGGAUGUGGUGCGGUUCUAUCAUCCUACGUUUUUGGGGGUGAAUGGGGCGAAGAGGGUUAUUGGGAUGCCGGGGGAUUUUGUCUGUCGGGAUUUGCCGUUUAGUACGGAGGUUGGGAAGAGUCAGGAGAUGAUUCAGGUGCCCGAGGGUCAUGUGUACGUGGGAGGUGAUAACCUUCCCUGGUCUAGGGACUCGAGAAACUAUGGACCCAUACCUAUGGGCUUGAUCAAUGGAAAGAUCAUUGCCCGUGUUUGGCCGCUCUCCAAAGCGCAAUGGGUCCAGAAUACGAUGCAGCCAGCUCAGCUCGACGACUAG
Messenger RNA from Aspergillus oryzae RIB40, 537 nucleotides. RefSeq names its product putative mitochondrial inner membrane protease subunit 1. The record is from RefSeq and is a predicted model, not a curated record. The coding region runs from base 1 to 537 and encodes 178 amino acids. Lineage: Eukaryota; Fungi; Ascomycota; Eurotiomycetes; Eurotiales; Aspergillaceae. Gene Ontology annotation, molecular function: serine-type endopeptidase activity. The transcript is spliced from 2 exons. Gene Ontology annotation, cellular component: mitochondrial inner membrane peptidase complex; membrane.